GGAGCAGCUGACAUAUCUAAUCUCUAGAGACAAAAGGCGCGUUUCUAUGUCUUCACUCCCCCAAAUAUGUUGGUAAUGCACGCGCCACCCCUCUGGAUAAAAACUCUUGUAUUGUACGGCAUUCUUUCUUCGUUAUCUCCGCGCAUUGUGUCUCACCGACUAACUCCGGCCAUCGAACUUCUCAACCCCCACUAUCGCAGGAACUCGUGCCGUACAACUGCUAUGGCAGCACCCAUAGUCGAUUCAUCGGGCGAGUCAUUUCCGGAACACGCUACCGGGAAGUGGUACUCAGUACCAGAUCUCCGUCUCCGAGAUCACCGUUUCACUGUUCCUCUGGAUUACAGAGAUCCCGUUUCUUCCUUAAAGAUCUCCAUUUUCGCUCGGGAAGUCGUUGCUGAAAGGACUUCAUCUCUAACCCGCACCUGGGUUCCUUCGAGCCCAGCACGCCUGGGUUCGAGGAACCCAGGCGCGGGUUCGUCGAACCCAGGCGUCCUGGGUUCCAUCGAACCCAGGCGCUGGUGCUGGGUUCCUUCGAACCCACGUUGGGGUUCCUUUGAACCCGAUGCUGGGUUCAAAGGAGCCCAACGCCUGGGUUCAAAGGAACCCAGGCCUGGGUUCUACGAACCCGGUGCUGGGUUCCUCGGAACCCAAAAUUGUUUUGCGGUUGGUAAAGAAUGUUGGAGCUGUGGUGUCAAAGCUGCACAAGAGGCAGCAAAUGAAAGGAAAGCUGCACAAGAGGCAGCAAAUGAAACAAAGCUGCACAAGUGGCAGCAAAUGAAAACAGAGCUGCACAAGGGGCAGCAAAUGAAGAAGGCUGCACCAAAGCACGGUAGCAGCAAAGUGCAGCAACCUAUGCUGCAAAAUAUUGAUGAAAUGAUGAGAGGAACAGGAUUGUCAACUCUGCUGACAACGUCAUCUAUGCUGCAAUUUAAGUCCGCCCGGGAUUUGGCUGAUUUCUUGAAACAUUUUCGUGCUGACAGUAUAGUCAAUGAUGCUGAGUUUAUCCGUGUUCGUCUUGUUCCUUGUUCUGGACAUUGGACAGUUUUGGGCCAGCUAUGGAGGUUUUUGUGCCAUCACCAUUUGAGUUUUGCACCACAAGGAUUGAAACAAGUGCUUCUAACUGGAGGAAUACCUCCAAUUGGAGAUGGGUGCACUGCAGAUACUGUUUAUGGAGCUUGCUUUGAGCAGGUUGCUCGUCAGAAUGAAAAAUACUACAAGAGAAAUCCUCAGGAUAUUGAAGUUGUUUGUGAAGUUGUAAACUAUUUGGCAGAAUCUGAAGGGGGUGGGUCUAGUGCAGGUUUUGAACGCCUUCAUUAUCUGUUUGAGAGGGUCUGGGAUCCUGUAAUAGUCCCAGGAGCACCUAAGAAAAUUAGUUUCUACUUCUUGAAUGCUGUAAGUUUGACAAUUGAUUGGGUUUUGAUUGAAACCCACUCUAUGCUCUUAUCCACGAGUCAAUUUACUGGUGCUUCAUCUCGGUGGUCUGCUCAACGAUUGAGGGCUAAACAUGAGAACAAAUUUGAUGCAAUCAAGGCUGCAGGUGAAGGACGCCCUGUACUUUUUACAGGGGAGGUAAGACCAUGGUGUUUUGUUGAUUGCAAGUUUGCAACUGCAACAUUUACAUGCAAGCAUCAGAGUCUGUUUGACAUAGAUCUGAGAAAGCCAACUAGCCUUCUGAACAAACCUUCUGCAGUAGCACCACGACAAGUGCCUGAGUGCCAUGAACUGGUUAUGGCAGCCAAUGCCAUACCACUCAGUGACAUGGCCCAGAGUAACAGAAGAGUGGUGAGUGCACAGAGCAAAAUGAGAAAGAAAAAGCUAGAAACUGGGACGUUAUAAAAGGAAAUGAAGCUAGCAGAACAAUGAGAAAUACCACAAAUAGAACUUAACCUUCCAGUAAAUUGAGGUUACUUAC
Molecule: messenger RNA, 1912 nt
Organism: Rubroshorea leprosula
Lineage: Eukaryota; Viridiplantae; Streptophyta; Magnoliopsida; Malvales; Dipterocarpaceae
Source: the annotation of a GenBank genome assembly